UGUAGCCACCACCUCUACCACCACCAGCAACUGCUGCUCUGCUACACACACAGCGGCGCCCUCUACCACUCCUGCACCAGCAGCAUGCUGUCCUCCACACCCUCCCUGCUGCUGCUGCUGCUGCUGCCCUGCCUCAGCCUCGUCAGCAGCCUACACCCACACUCUCCUGAAGCUUAUGGUGAACGUUCGAAGGCCGUCGAGAUCGAGGACAACCCAGAAGCCAGGCAUCAGGACCUCCACUUGGCCGGGGCCCGAGACCAGGGCUUGAGGAGGGCCAGGUGUCCGGAAGGACAAAUCCCCGUGUCCGAGCUGGGAGGCAUUUGCCUCCCCAUCCAUGGAAACGGUGGACCCUCCAAGAAUCCCAGCAACAUCGACUCCACGGUCGGAAGCAGCGGUGGACCCUCCAAGAACGAAGACAGCACCAAACCGACGGUUGGAAGUACUGCCAAGCCAAGCCAGUGUGGAAAGAAGAGAAGGUGCGCACCAGGCUUUGUGUACAAUACUGAAGUUUGUCUCUGCUUGCCCAUUUAGGAGAGUACACACACACACACACACAGCACACCAGGAAUCUGUACACCAGCUGGACAGUUGAGAGGCGGGACCAAUGAGCCAAAGCUCAACCCCGGCAAUCACAACUAGGCACGUACAUGUACAAAUAAGUUUAAUAAACUUAGUUAAAAACAAUAA
Procambarus clarkii (red swamp crayfish) is the source of this 687-nucleotide messenger RNA. RefSeq lists its product as uncharacterized. The record is from RefSeq and is a predicted model, not a curated record. Lineage: Eukaryota; Metazoa; Arthropoda; Malacostraca; Decapoda; Cambaridae.